UAGAAGGAAUCGAUAUAGAAAAUAAAGGAUUUAUGGGAGUUAGAGAGCUGGAUUAUUUGCUAAGUAAAAAAUCAGAUUAUCAACAAAAACCUGGUUUAAUUCUUAUUAAUCCCCCUUUUAAUGUGCAUAGAGAUGUUCAACCGCAAACUUUCGAGUAUUUUGAAAAAAAUGGAUGGUCACGGCGUCCGCUAUUGCCGGAAGUUUUUUUGGCUAAAACAGUAGAACUUUUUGGUAAAGAAGCCUCGAUAGUUUUGUUUACUCCUUACGGAAUGAGGCUUAAUUUGACCUUAGAUUCAAACUUAGAGAGUAAGCGACUAAGCAAAUUCAAUGACCACAAAUAUCCUGAAAUAACUAGUAUAAUUGCUUUACCAAAAAAUAUUUAUAAUCUCGACAAAAGAAAUGUCGAGAGAAAAGAAUUUAUUCAAAGCAUCACCAAUUUUAUUGAUAAUAGACAAGGAGGCACUCAAGAAUAUAAUAAUCUAAAUCAGGAUGAGUAUUUUGCUGGUGACAUCAUCUUACAAAAAGGAAGUGAGAAAAAUGAAUUUUGUCUGAUUAUUGACGGUCAGCAGAGAUUAGUUACCAUAUUUAUUCUCCUUCGGGUCAUUUUCGAGAAUUUAGAAAAAAAGGAUGCGGGAGAAAAAACAAGAAAAGAAAUUAAUGAAAUACUUUUUUUGUAUAAAGAUAGAGAAAACAAAGAAGACAGUAAAAAGAGCCGCAUAUCUCUGAAUAAUUUCCAUGAUAAGCAGGAAUUUGAGGAAGUAAUGGGCUUUUUUUCAGGUUCUCAAUCAAUAAAGACCAAAAAAAGAAAAAAACGUGGUAACGUAUUGGAGGCCAAAGAGUUUUUUACUAAAUUUUUCCAAGCGGAAACCGAUUACCAAAUUCUGGAAAUUUAUGAAGUGAUAAUAGAGAAUUUUUAUUUUGCGGUGGUAGAAAUUCAGCAUGAUGAUCAGGUGCAAGAACUUUUCACGGCCUUGAACAAUACUGGAUUGAAUUUGAGUAACUCUGACCUUUUAAAAAAAGGUAAUAUAGUAGAAAUUAUUAGUGAUGCUAGCAAAAGACAGACCAUAAAUCGUGAAAUGGACCGUUUUUUGGUCGAUUUCUGGUUAGCUAAAUUUGGUGAAAGCGAACCCGCAAACAGAAAUAAAAUCGCUAAACCAACCAAACUUAGCGUGUAUAACCUUUUUGAUUACAAAAUUAAAAGUGAUGGCAAAGAAGCAUAUAAAAUGCUUAACUUGCUUGUUGAAUAUGCGGAGUCUCCGGGCGAAAUUCCUCGUUUCAUUCCUUCAAUAUUGGAAGAAAUUGCAGAAAAUAAUAG
This is a messenger RNA of Racocetra fulgida, 1315 nucleotides long. The record is from the annotation of a GenBank genome assembly. Lineage: Eukaryota; Fungi; Glomeromycota; Glomeromycetes; Diversisporales; Gigasporaceae.